Molecule: messenger RNA, 825 nt
Organism: Solanum pennellii
Lineage: Eukaryota; Viridiplantae; Streptophyta; Magnoliopsida; Solanales; Solanaceae
Exons: 4
Coding region: 1-825 (274 amino acids)
Source: RefSeq, a predicted model, not a curated record
AUGAAGACAAGAAGGACAGUCACGAGGAGAGCAGGAGAUAAGAUUGGGAAUGCAGAAGCUACUCCCCAAGGCAAUCGAAAUGCUCCUCCAAUGCAAGCUGCUGCAAAUGAACAAGUUCCUGUCAAUCCUUCGGCAAUGAAGGAUGGUGAAGGUGAUGAAGACUCCCAAGACUUCUUUGAUGAGGUGUACAAGAUUUUGUUUGCUAUGGGGGUGAGUACUACUGAAAAGGAUGAACUUGCUGCUUAUCAACUUAAGGACGUGGCUAAUACAUGGUUGAUAGUUUAUGCUCAACAGGUUGAGUAUAGUCGUCUAAGGAUGAAUAAUAGGGAAUCUAAGAAAGCAAGAGGCUCUAAUCCUAAACCUCAAAAGGGUAGAAACGUUGAUCCAACAAAAAAGAAACUGACUUGUGGUAAGUGUGGUAAGAAACAUGUGGGUGAAUGCCUUAUUGGGACUAAUAUUUGCUAUGGUGUUGGCAAGGGUGUCCAUAUGGUGAAAGAUUGUCCUAAUUUGAGAAGCCAAGGCAAGGGGAAUGGCCAAGCUCAACCAAGCGGUACUAGUUCUGAGGCUCCAAAAAGGAACCGUUUCUAUGCACUCAAGGCUAGGGGUGAACAAGAGAACUCUCCCGACGUUGUGAAGGGUAUGUUACAAGUUUUCUCUGUUGAUAUUUAUGCAUUUCUUGAUCCAGGUGCUACUCUUUCUUUUGUUACACCUUUGGUAGCUAGGAAGUUUGGUGUACUUCCCUAUGUUUUGAUUGAACUCUUUUCGAUUCGUACCCCAAUGGGUGACUCUGUGGUUGCAAAAGAGUCUAUAGGAAAUGUCCUGUAA